Messenger RNA from Oncorhynchus gorbuscha (pink salmon), 6920 nucleotides. RefSeq names its product thyroid hormone receptor interactor 11 (gene trip11). Gene Ontology annotation, molecular function: small GTPase binding. Gene Ontology annotation, cellular component: Golgi apparatus. The record is from RefSeq and is a predicted model, not a curated record. The coding region runs from base 485 to 6469 and encodes 1994 amino acids. The transcript has 33 exons. Gene Ontology annotation, biological process: Golgi organization; endoplasmic reticulum to Golgi vesicle-mediated transport. NCBI's taxonomy places the organism in Eukaryota, Metazoa, Chordata, Actinopteri, Salmoniformes, Salmonidae.
CGUGUUGCGGCUGUCCACGUCAAGCUCUGUCUGUGACAACACAGCACCGAGCUGAGAUGGCAGACCUAGUACUUUAUCUGAACCGGUAUAUACAUACACGAUAAAGACAACUGAUAUAAUAGACCGGAUAAUCUUCUCAUUAAUGUUACGCGGAUGAUCUGUUGUCGAAGUUUGUUUAGAUUCGUAAAUCCACGGGAUCAAUUUGACUGCAAGUGAGUGACACAUUCAGCUAGCAAGUCUACGUUAGCAUACCAGCUAACUAGCUGUCCGGCCAACUACUGUAGCUAGCUUGACAACCAGUUUCACUCUACCAAAUUGACAACUUCACAAAGGUGACAAAGCUAGUUUUAAGAAGUGCUGAAUUGUAUGAAGGUAGGGUCGAAGUUGAUCGCCACCGUACCAGCUAACUAGCUAGCCUAGCCAGUGUUGGGCCUUUUUGUUAUUGUUUCGCUAGCUUACUAGCUAACGUUAGUUAUUCUCAAAGAUGUCAUCGUGGCUGGGUGGACUGGGCUCCGGCCUGGGCCAGUCUCUCGGCCAGGUCGGGGGAAGCCUCUCCUCAUUCACCGGACAAAUAUCAACCUUCACCAAAGAUAUGCUUCUGGAAGGAGUUGAAGAAGUUGGAGAUGCUUCCACUGAGCUGCUGGUGUCCAGUUCUAAGCACGAGCAAGUGGAGGCUGAGUACGUGCGUUUAAAGAGGAUCCAUGCCGAGCUGGAGGAGAAGCUGGAGGCCUCAGAGAUCCAGAAUAAACAGCAGUCAGCUGAGUACAGGACCAUGAUGCAACAGAAAGAUGUGGAGAUCAGUCACCUGAAAGCCCGUCAGAGUGGACUACAGGAAGAGGUUCAGAAACUACAGCGCUCUGCUCAAUCAGCUACUUCCGACUCUGCCGUACUUCCUGUCACCACCGCCUCCUCCACCACCACCACCACCUCUUCCUCUUACAUGUCCCGCCCCCUGGGGGCCCCCCACCACCACCAGGGUUUCCAUGGCAGCGACGAGAUGGACUUCGGCGACGUGAUCUGGUCCCAGCAGGAGAUUAACCGUCUGUCUACGGAGGUGAUGAGGCUGGAGGCUGAGGUCUCCCAUUGGAGACGCUUGUCUCAGGCAUCCGUAGCCCCAGGGGCAGGGAACGGUGACCAGGGAGAAGUCCUGAAGCUUCAGAGGAUCAUCAAGGAGCUGCGUGAGGAGAUGGGUCGUGAGGUAGAUGAGCACCAGCAUGAGUUAGCAGCGCUGCAGGACGCUCAGAGACAGAAGAUGGCCGACGUCAUCCGGCGCCACCGGGACGAGCUGGCAGAGUACGAGGAGAGGAUAGAGGAGCUGGAGGAACAGAAACAGACUGGAGGAGAGGAGGAGGAACAGACUGGAGCUUCUAGUUCAGCCACAGCCAACGCUCUUCAGGAGUCCUCCAUGCUCUCAGACCUCCAGCACACUAUCCAGUCCCUGCAGGAGGCAGCGAAGGAGAGGCUGAACGAGAAGCAGGAUGAGCAGCUGAAGGAGCUGACAGCUAAUCUGGAGGAGGCAGGGAAGAGACAGGCCACGCUGCAGCAGGAGAAAGAGGAGGCGCAGGCAGAGAACGCUGAGCUGCUGCAGAACUACACUCGGCUGCAGACGUCUGUCACAGAGCUCCAGUCACGUGUCCAGGAACAGGAGGGGAAAGCCCGGAACAAGGCUCAGCUAGACCAGGAGAUACAGGGGCUGAGGAAUGCUCUCGCAGGUGCAGAGAAGGAGAUCUCUAGGCUGAAGAGUGUUCAGAGUGAAACAAAGAUGGAGGUGGAACACGCUGACAUUCUAGAACUCAACACCGUCAUCGGGACGUUGAGGAAGGAGAAGAGGAAUCUACAGGAGAGGCUUGCCAGGGCCGAGGAGAGAGUGGAGUCAGACAGCCUUGAUGGAGGGGAGUCGUCCCCAUCCGCCACAGAGCAGCUAUCAGGGCUGAGGGCAGAGCUGGAGAAGAGCGAGCAGUCGUUGAGCGACAUCCAGGAGGAACGAGAUACCCUCCUCAACGAGCUGGAAGAACUGGACCGACAGAACCAGCAGGCUACACAGCAUGUCAUCUCGGUGAAGGAGCAGCUCUCUGUUCAGCUGAAGGAAUCUGAAGCUGUUGUGGCUCGGCUCCAAUCAGAGCUCAGUACCACCGCCGACCAGAGGGUGGCGCUGCAGCAAGAGCUAAAGGCCCAGCAGGAGAAACUGAGCCACAGUGCCUUCACUCUCAACGAUCUACACAUGGGCAAGCAGCAGCUGGAGGACACCGUUAAGGAACUGAGAGACAAACUUGGACGGGCAACAGAGAUGGGCAAAGAGGCACGCAGGGAGACCCAGGAGUUCCAGAGAACCAUACAGGAGAGGGAGGAGCAGCUGUCUGCUGCCCGGGCAGAGCUGUGUGAGGCUGGGGAGAGAGGGAGAGAAUCCGGCGCGUCCAUAGAGCAGCUGAAGGAGCUCAGGACAGAACUGGCAGAGAUGAGGAGCUCCCAGGAGAAGAUGAUGUCAGAAGACUACGAGAUGAAGAUGGAGAAGCAGAGGCUGAAGACGGAGGCUGAGCAGGCCCAGGGGAGGAUAGAGGAGCUGGCCAGGCAGGUCAGGGAGGUUCAGGCUGCUCUCACCAGGACCGUCCUGGAGAAGGACACUCGUAUCAAGGCUCUGAAGCUGGAGAAGAGCCAGCUGGAAGAGGAACUGGGCCAGGCAGAGAAGGGCCUACAGGAGCAGACCAGGCAGUACCAGCAGACCAUCGAGGAGCUGACCGCUGCUCGCUCCAUGGACGCCUCGGCACUACAGACGGAGCAUGAGCGGACGGUGAGGCUGAAUCAGGAGAAGGAUCUGGAGAUAUCCCAGCUUAAAAGAGACGUGGAGCAGAUGUCCUCCGACCACAGAGACACCAACGAGAUGUUAUCCAUCACCGUGGCCGGACAGAAACAGCUGUCCGACCUCCUCCAGGAGAAGGACUCCUUCACGGAGAGUCUGAGAGCCAACAUGGCCGCCACCCAGAGGGAGCUGGAGGCCGGGGUCCAGGCAGCCACCCAGGAGGCUGAGACCCUGAGAGGAGCUCUGGAGGAGAAGGACAAGCAGCUGGGAGGCAUGAAGGAAGACAACAGCCACCUGAAGGAGGAGAUCGAUCGCCUCAGGGACCAGCAGAGCAGACCCCAGCCCUCCGGCCUGUCCGAGCCACGCACCCUGGACAUCAUCACAGAACUGGAGAAUGAGAUCAGCCAGCUGAAGAGCACCAGAGACGGACUGGAGGAGGAGGGCCACUCCCUGAAGAGGAGAGUGGAGGAGCAGCGAGGUCACCUCCUCUCCUCCCAGCAGUCUCUCCUGGCGCAGCAAAAUGAGUUGGAGCAGGCCCACCAACGCCACGAGCAGAGCAGAGAGAACUACGAUAGGCUGAUCCAAGCCAAGGACGAGGAGAUUGGGCGCCUGCAGCAGGAAGUAGAUCACCUCGGCCACACCCACUCCUCCCAGGAACAGGAAGUGGUCAUCCUCCAACAGGAAGACAAGACCCAGUCGUCCCUGAAUAACGGAGAGAACGACAACGAGAAACAUGACCUGUCAAAGGUGGAGAUAAACCGUCUGGUGAAGGGCAUCAAGGAGAAGGAGACUGAAAUCAGCCAGCUGAAUGAGAAGAACAUAAACCUGACCAGACAGCUGGCCCAACUGGUGGUCUCCAGAGAGGAGAUUGGGAAACUCUCCCAGAUGCUCUUGCAGAAGGACCUGGAGAUCCAGGCACUGCAUGCUCGAGUCUCCCUGGGGGGCCACAGCCAGGACGUGAUGUUCCUCCAGCAGCAACUGCAGGCUUACGCCGUGGAGAGAGAGCAGGUGCUGGCUGUGCUGAAUGAGAAGACGAGGGAGAACAGUCAGCUAAGGGGGGACUACCAGCGCAUCAUGGACAUUGUAGCAGGGAAGGAAGCUGUGCUCCUUAAGGUCCAGCAGGAGAACCAGAGGCUGUCCACCAUGUCUGACCCCUCAGGCAGCCAGGAGAUGUUCAGAGAGACCAUCCAGAACCUGUCCCGGAUCAUCAGAGAGAAGGACAUUGAGAUCGACGCGCUGACCCAGAAGUGCCAGACCCUGGUGUCGGUGCUGCAGGCAGGAGACUCUGGAGGCGUCAGCUCCAACCAGUUUGAAGAGCUGCUGCAGGACAGGGACACAUUGAAACAACAGGUGAAGAAGAUGGAGGAGUGGAAGAUGCAGGUGAUCACCACGGUAAAGAACAUGCAGCAUGAAUCUGGACAGCUGGUAGAGGAGCUCCACAAGCUACAGGGACAGGUGGAUGCAGACAACGACUGCACCUCGACUCUCUCCGUGGACUACAGCCGUCUGAUCCACAGCUAUGAGCAGAAGGAGAGGAAGCUCGGCAGUCUCAGUCACGAACUAGCCCACGUCCAACAGACCAUCAGCCAGCUGAGCAGUACUAAAGAUGUCCUUCUGGGGAAACUGGACAGUGUGGCGCAGAGUCCCCAAGUCACCCCACUGUCUGCUGCCCAGCAUCCUGCUGCAGUGGAACCUCCCAGACACCAGGUGGCAGCACCUGCAACACCAGGGAACCAGGAAGGACUGAGACAGGAGUUGGAGUCUCUGAGAACCCUCCUGUCUGAGAGGGAGACUAUGAUCAGGACCUUGCAAGAGAAUAACCACCGCCUGUGUAACUCAGCCCAGGUGUCAGACAGCGAGCAGCGAGGCCAGGCCGAGGAGGCCAGACAGGUCAGGGAGAGACUGGACGUUCUGCAGCGCUCUGUCAGGGAGAAAGACCUGCUCAUCAAGACUAAAGGAGAUCAACUCACCCAGGUGAGUGAGAGCCUGAGGAACCGUGAGAGCGACAACGAGGUGUUAAAACAGGCUGUGACCAACCUGAAGGAGCGAGCUCUUAUCCUGGAGAUGGAUACCAGGAAGCUGAAGGAUGAGAACGAGGCUGUGGCCCAGCGGAGCCGGGAGAAGGAGUCAGAGUUCAGAGCCCUGCAGGAAACCAACAUGCAGGUGUCCCUCCUCAUGAGGGAGAAGGAGUUUGAGAGGAGCGCCAUGUCGGAGAAGGCUGCCGCCAUGGAGAAGAUGCUCAAGGACAGAGAACAGGGCAACAGCCAGAAGUCUGGAGAGCUCAACCAGCUCCUGAACGAGCUGAGGUCCAUGCAGGAGAAAGCUGUGGCCUUCCAGCAGGAGAGAGACCAGGUCAUGCUGGCUCUCAAACAGAAACAGAUGGAGACGACAGCCGUACAGACAGAGCUGCAGCAUGUGAAGGACAGAGAGCAGCGGUUGAAGUUGGAGCUGGACCGACUACGUAACCACCUGCUGGAGAUAGAGGAGUCCUACACACGGGAGGUCCUCGCCGCGGAGGACAGGGAGGCGGAGUUACGCAAGAGAGUCACACUAUUGGACGACAGACUGGCCACUUCCUCCAGUCAGGUGGAGAGCACCAGCCACCAGGCGUCUCUCCAGGUGGAGUCUCUCCAGGAGCAGCUGAGUGGAACGGUGAGGCAGAGAGACGAGGCCUUGACUCAGCUCAGAGCAGCACGGGACCAGGUCAACCAGUAUGCCGUGUCCCUGUCCAACCUGCAGAUGGUGCUAGAGCAGUUCCAGCAAGAAGAGAAAGCCAUGUAUUCGUCAGAGCUCGAUAAAUACAAGAGAGAGAAGGACGAGUGGAGAAGAAAAGCACUUAAACUGGAGGACAUGGCCUCAGCACUUCAGAUCAACCUCGAUGAGGCUAAUGCUGCUCUGGACUCAGCCUCCAGACUCACUGACCAGCUGGACCUAAAGGAAGAACAGCUAGAAGAGCUCAAAAAACAAGUUGAUGUGAGGCAGGAGAUGUUGGAAGAGUCUCAGGACAAGUUGAUGAACCUGCUGAAUAGCACAGAGGGACAAGUAGACCAGGCUCUGAUGCGGAACCUGUUCAUGGGAUACUUCCACACCCCGAAACCCAAACGCUCCGAGGUGCUGAGGCUCAUGGGUAGUGUCCUGGGACUGGACAAGGAUGAGGUCAACCAGCUGCUGGAGGAGGAGGGAGGCCAUGGUGUCGGCGGCUGGGUGUCCGGCUGGUUGGGAGGCAGAGCUGUACAGAGUGUCCCCAACACACCACAGAGACCUGGAGCAGGACAGGGGGGCUUCAACAACUCGUUCUCUGAGAUGUUUGUAAAGUUCCUGGAGGUGGAGUCUAGGCCGGCGCUCCCUGCCCCCAGACUUCCUGUCUAUGACAUCAAACCUCUCAGUGCCCCGCCUCCUGGGAGGUCCACCAGCUCAGCCUGGGCUCAACAACCAGAAGGAGGGGCGGCAGCCGGCAGGGGACAGAGAGCAGCCGGGGAGUCCAACCCUUUCCUGGCUCCCCGCUCUGCGGCGGUACCGCUGAUGCAUCAUGGAAGCGGUAGUUCCAGUGCUUCGGGAGGACACCACCACCUCCUAAUGAAACCCAUCUCAGACAACCUGCCGACCUUCACCCCCGUGCCCGUCUCCGCUGAGAGCGGCGGGCAGGUGCUCAAAGACUUACUCAAGCAGUGAUUGGAGCCACGGCCUGUCACUCAAAGCUCCUCAUCCAAUCAGGAGGAGCGUAUACACAGACUGAGAUGGAGGAGGACCGUUAUUACUGUGUAGUACUUUCUUCCAAGGGUUCUACUAAAUUCUGCACAGGAUGAGGGUUCUACUAACUUCUGCACAGGAUGAGGGUUCUACUAACUCCUGCACAGGAUGAGGGUUCUACUAAAUUCUGCACAGGAUGAGGGUUCUACUAAAUUCUGCACAGGAUGAGGGUUCUACUAAAUUCUGCACAGGAUGAGGGUUCUACUAACUUCUUUCUACACAGGAUAAUGGUUCUACUAACAUCUACACAGGAUGAUGGUUCUUCUAACCUCCAAACAGCAGGACAUGUCAGGCAGACCCUCUCUGAUUUAACUGUCAGUUUGUUGUCGGGUUGAUAUUUCGUUGACACUAUUAAAGUUAAAGGGGAAAUCUG